CAAGAGGGGCGGGGUGGGGCAGGGUGGAGUUGUUGAUAAUCAGCCCUCUGACCUGAGACUGGGGCCAUUGGUGUCCGGCCCCAUAGCUUCCAUCCAUGGCCCGCUCCGUGGUGCUCAUCACCGGCUGCUCUUCGGGCAUCGGCCUGCACCUGGCCCUGCGGCUGGCAUCCCACCCCUCGCAGAGCUUUAAAGUGUAUGCCACGCUGAGGGACCUGGAGGAUCAGGGCCCACUGUGGGAAGCCGCCCAGGCCCAGGGAUGCCCUUCCGGCAGCCUGGAGACACUGCAGUUGGACGUGAGGGACUCAGAGUCUAUCCGCGCUGCACGGGCACGGGUGGCCGAGGGUCGUGUGGAUGUGCUGGUGUGUAACGCGGGCCGUGGCAUGAUGGGACCGCUGGAGGCAUACGAGGACCACGCUGUGGGCUCCGUGCUGGACGUGAACGUGGCCGGGACGGUGCGGGUACUGCAGGCCUUCCUCCCGGACAUGAAGCGGCGGCGCUCGGGGCGAGUGUUGGUGACCGGGAGCAUGGGCGGUUUGAUGGGUGAGAGGCCUGCGGAGAGAGUACAGUUGGCAGGUGGCGGGGUCUUCCUCACCGCCCUGCACGACCCCCAACCCGCGCUGCGAUACUACACCACGGAGCGCUUCCUGCCCCUGCUGCGCCUGCGCUUCGACGACCCCAGCGGCGGCCGCUACUUGGCCGCCAUGCGCCGCGUGGUGUUCCAAGAGGAAUCCGCCGAGGACCCCGACGACGCCCCCCCAGCCGAGCCCCCGGCGGCAGGAUUGGGGGCACCCUGAGCUUGGCGGCCCUCCCACUACCCCCACAAUAAAAGCUUCA
Echinops telfairi (small Madagascar hedgehog) is the source of this 834-nucleotide messenger RNA. It is a transcript of the gene HSD17B1, whose product is annotated as hydroxysteroid 17-beta dehydrogenase 1. Bases 96 to 794 code for a protein of 232 amino acids. The record is from RefSeq and is a predicted model, not a curated record. The transcript has 4 exons. NCBI's taxonomy places the organism in Eukaryota, Metazoa, Chordata, Mammalia, Afrosoricida, Tenrecidae.